CCGCCUGCGUAGCUAUGUCAGAACAGUAGUGUUGUGUUAGUGUUGUGUUUGUGUUGUUGUUGUGAAGCAGUUUGUUCAGAGUUGUGCCGACAUGCAGAACGUGAUCAACACGGUGAAAGGCACGGCUCUGGGAGUGGCCGAGUUCCUGACUCCCGUGCUGAAGGAGUCUAAGUUCAAAGAGACGGGAGUGAUCACACCAGAGGAGUUUGUAGCAGCUGGAGAUCACCUGGUCCAUCACUGUCCCACAUGGAAGUGGGCCUCUGGAGAAGAAUCCAAAGUGAAGGCCUAUCUGCCGUCAGAUAAACAGUUCCUGCUGACCAGAAACGUUCCUUGUUACAAGCGCUGUAAACAGAUGGAGUACUGUGAUGAGCUGGAGGCCAUCAUAGAGGAGGACGAUGGAGACGGAGGCUGGGUGGACACCUACCACAACUCAACAGGUGUGCUGGGAGUCACAGAUGYUGUCAGAGACAUGUCUUUGGACAACAAUAAGGACCAGAACAUGAACGCUACAUCAGCAGCGUGUUGUGGAGACGAGGACGAUGAGGAUGAAGAUGGUGAAGCAGCAGAUAUGGAAGAGUAUGAGGAGAGUGGGUUGUUGGAAACAGACGAGGCCACCCUGGACACCAGUAAGGUGGUGGACUCUAAAGUCAAAGCUGAAGCAGGGACAGAGGAUGCCAUCCUGCAGACUAGGACCUAUGACCUCUACAUCACCUACGAUAAAUACUACCAGACCCCCCGACUCUGGCUCUUUGGAUACGAUGAGGACAGACAGCCCCUGACUGUGGACCAGAUGUAUGAGGACAUCAGUCAGGACCACGUGAAGAAGACCGUCACAAUCGAGAACCACCCCCACCUCCCCCCACCGGCCAUGUGCUCCGUACAUCCCUGCAGACACGCUGAAGUCAUGAAGAAGAUCAUUGAGACYGUGGCUGAAGGAGGAGGAGAGCUGGGAGUCCACAUGUACCUUCUGAUCUUCCUGAAGUUUGUUCAGGCUGUUAUUCCCACGAUAGAGUACGACUACACCAGACACUUCACCAUGUAGCUCCAGCAGCUAGCACAGCUUCGGCUGAGAGCCUCGGCUGAUGACGGUGUGAUGGAGGGUCYAGCUGAAGCAGCUUGAAGCUCAUUAACAACUUGCUGUCUUGUUUUCCUGAUGUACAUUUAUCAAUAAAGUUUCCAGAAUAUGAACUGAA
Messenger RNA from Austrofundulus limnaeus, 1193 nucleotides. It is a transcript of the gene atg3, whose product is annotated as autophagy related 3. Gene Ontology annotation, biological process: nucleophagy; autophagosome assembly; glycophagy. The transcript has 12 exons. Bases 92 to 1042 code for a protein of 316 amino acids. The record is from RefSeq and is a predicted model, not a curated record. Gene Ontology annotation, molecular function: Atg8-family ligase activity. Gene Ontology annotation, cellular component: cytosol; phagophore assembly site. NCBI's taxonomy places the organism in Eukaryota, Metazoa, Chordata, Actinopteri, Cyprinodontiformes, Rivulidae.